Geodia barretti is the source of this 534-nucleotide messenger RNA. The record is from the annotation of a GenBank genome assembly. Lineage: Eukaryota; Metazoa; Porifera; Demospongiae; Tetractinellida; Geodiidae.
AUGCAGCCAGAAGAGCAGAUAGCCUCCCGCGAAAUCUACGACGGCAAAAUCAUCAAGGUCCGCGUUGACGAUAUACUCAUGCGAAGCGGCACGAAGUCCGUCCGUGAGGUCGUUGACCAUGCCAAUGCCGUCGUCAUCGCGCCCAUAGACGCCGAUGACAAUGUGCUGCUCGUGCGCCAGUACCGCUACGCAGCGGGCCAGUCUCUUCUCGAAGCCCCCGCAGGUCUGAUCGAGGAAGGCGAAGACCCCGACGACUGCGCCCAGCGCGAACUCGCCGAAGAGAUAGGCUACGCGUCCCGCAACCUCCGCAUCCUCGGCGGCUUCUGGUCGUCCCCAGGCUUCUGCACCGAAUUCAUGUACGCCUAUCUGGCCAAAGACCUCGUGCCGCGCAGCCUGCAGGCAGACGACGACGAAGAUAUCCAGGUCGAAAAAGUCCCUCUAUCCCGCAUUCCUCAGCUCAUAAGACUCGGCGAAAUCCAGGACGCCAAGAGCAUCGCCGCCCUCCUCAUGGCAACCUGUAUCUUCGACGCCUAA